AAAAUGAUGACAUAUUCAUGGGGUAAAAAAUGGCAUUAUUCCUGACGUAAAAAAAUAGUUAAUACUUUUACUGGAUUACAGUUGUGUAACACCUGUACAUUCACGAGGGCAUUAUCGUCAUUUUGACUGGACUAUAUCCCGCUUCUUUUUCAUUAGUCAUCUUCAACAAUUUUCGUCUCAUGGCAUUCCCAGUGACGAAUCGCAGAGACUAACCGCAAAGACGAACGCAGAGACGAACCUCAGAGACGAAUCUCGGAGAUGAAUUUCUUCAUUAGCGCUUCACUUGCCUUCUUCGUUCUCAGUAUCUACACCGCGCACUACAUCGUCGAGCUCCACAAAACCACCAAAGAUUCUGCUGAGCGCGAUUUUGUUUCAAAAACUUCGCUGUACGUCUCUAUCGAAGAAGAAGAAGACGUAUCGUACUCGCCAUUGCAACAAGACUAUUACCGAGACUCUUGCCCUUCCGCCGAAAGAAUCAUCCGAAAAGCUCUUAAAGAGAUCUACAAGGCGAGACCUAGCAUAGCUCCAUCUCUAAUCCGCCUCCUCUUUCACGAUUGCUUCAUCGAGGGAUGCGAUGCCUCGGUACUUGUAGACGCAGAUGAAUCUCAGACUUCGGAGAAAGAAGCGCCUCCUAACCUGUCACUGAAAGGACUUGAUGUCAUUGCGUUUAUCAAGUCCGAGCUAGAGAAUACCUGUCCGGGAGUUGUUUCCUGCGCUGACACUCUUGCCUUGGCCACUAAAGAAGCAGUCUCACUGGCUGGUGGUCCAAAGUAUAGUUUACGAAUUGGGAGGAAAGACAGUCUAGUGACGUUCAAGGACAUUGCACAACGUGAGCUUCCUUCACCACAUGCUACCCUCUCUGAAAUACUUGCAAGGUUUGCUUCUAGAGGAUUCAGCCCACAAGAAACUGUCAGCUUAUUGGGAGCCCACAGCAUAGGCAUUACGCACUGCACAUUCUUUCAGGACCGGCUGUACAACUUUUCAGGAACCGGGAAGCCUGACCCUGAGCUCAAUACAGGGUUCCUCCAAGAACUGAAGAGCAAAUGCCCCUUCUCUGCCUCGGCAUCAUCUCCAUCUCCGUGCCCUGACACUGCUUCUGCACCGUCCUUACCUGCAUCAGAUUAUCACACCAACUACGGUCUGAGCUCGGAGAACCAGAUUGAUGGAACCAUCGACUUGAGCUUCAACAAUGAAGGAGGUUACCUUAACUUCGGAUCACGCUACUACAGGAGACUGUUGCAGAAUAAAGGGGUCAUGUUCUCAGAUCAGCAACUGAUGGCCAGUGAAGAGACCGAGACAUGGGUGAGAGCUUACGCUUCUGAUCCUCUCUUGUUCCAGCGAGAUUUCAUCAAGUCCAUGGUGAAACUCUCCAGCUACCAUGUCCUGACUGGUCCUUUAGGUCAAGUCAGAACAAACUGCUCAAAAGUCCUUCCCUUGAACUGAUUCUCUUCUUCUUUUUUUACCACUCUUGAUCUCUCCCUUUACCAUUUGCGAUUUGUUCUGAUUUGUAUAACAAUGUGGGACCUUUGGUUCAAUGAGUUUAUGUUGAACGAUUAGGUUUUUCAAUUCAAAAAGCUCAUCUGUUCUUACAGAGUUCUCAAGGGCACAAGUCAAAUAAACCUUUAGUUCAACUUGAUGAAGAAUUUGAAGCAGAUAUAGGUCAUGGGGUUCGUCAUGUUUGUGGCCUGAUGAAAUGGUAACUUACCUUCUUUGAUACUCAAGAAACCGUGUUGUAGCCGUAUGAUGAACCCUUGUGAACGUGCUCAUCUAUAGAAACACAAUAAAAUGCGUAACCAUUGUGUCUUAUGAUGCUAAAAGAGGGAAUGGAGAGUUGCAUUUACCUAAAAGUGAUACCCCAACCAACGCAUCAGCCAGAACUUUAACCAUUACCAACUUUGUAUAUGAUCAGAGGCCACCCAACGGCCAUGAAGGUGAAGACACAAGCCAUACUUAUCUUGACCCUGUUCACUUCCCUCGGUCUAAACUUUCUCAGAUUGAAGUGACAGUUCACCCUAUCAGAAACACUUCCUAUCCUUAAGUAAUCAAUAUACAGAGAAGAAACCUUGAUAAGUGCAUACAGAGUUAAGAAACUUAAAUGUGUCUAUACCAUUGAGCUAUGGACAACCAAUGCCUAAUUGGGCCAUAUCGAAACUUGUUUGCCAUUCGCAGAAUGGGCGAUGGAUCAAACUCCUCUGGUGGAACUGUUUGCCAAGCUGUGUCAUGAACUAACCUAUAUAAACAAAGUCAUGACGUCUCUUAUACAUGUGUUACAAGUGGUACGUCCAUAUCAUAUUAUUUUAUUCAAACUAUUCCAGUUGGGUGUAUAAAUAUCUUGUAUUCCAUCAUAAAAAUAUGUCGCUGAGGUUUUCUUCUUCUUUCUCUUCUCCAAAAGAAAAUUGAAGAAUGGGGUCUGAUGCAUUAUGGGCUGAACCCACCUGAAACGAAGAACAGAUCUAGUCCAGUAGCUUAUUGAGAGUUGCGGUACAUGUGAGCUGGGUGAUCCAUAUGACAGUAAUGCACACACAAAAAUCCACAUAAAAUGUCAUCAAAACUGAUAGGAAAUUAGCUGAAAAUCACGUUUUACCCCUAAUUUGAUAGAUUAGGUUCCUGCUGAUUCAGCCAUAAAUAAACAUUAUGUGUAGAGUGUUCAAUAUAAGAAAAGAACUACUCAGACCUCCAGCCAAAUUUCAACGUAGAAUGUCUUAGUCAUAGCAUUGGUUAUUUUGGGGUUUAAAAAGCAGUUCUAACUAGAACUAAAGUUUUAUUUUCAUUCAAUCUUUGUCUUUCACACACUGUCUAACAAUACUAAAAGUUCUAAAAAUAGAGCAGGGAGAGUGUCCACUUCAGAUUAAAAAAUCAACCAAUCAACCAAUUAGGGAAAUCCUUUCUGCCAUGUCAUGUAGUUAUUGUCGAAAAUAAAGAUAAAAAGAAGCUUCGAUCAACCGACUCUGCCUCUCACUUCGUCUUCUCAGUUACAUCUUCAUGAAAUCUACGUUAUAGUUACUAAUAUUAUCAAUAAAUUGUGUUCUUUAAGCUCCUUUAUGAAUUCGUUUUGUAUCAUUUGCAUUUUAAUCUUUAUAAACCCUUCACCUAGAUUUAAUCCAGUCAAAAACGAAAACCUCCACUGAAGAAAUUGAAGCUAUGGCGAUGAAACCCAAUGGAUAGUAAUCUACCAAAAAGUCUCCCGUCACCACCGGAAAGUCUCCCGUGCACUAAUUAAAACGCAUCUUCGCACAUGGUGUUCAAGAGAUCAUACAGAUGGACCUGAAGACAAGUAAGAUGAUCUUACGUGAUAAACACAUGCGGGCAAAGGUUUCAGAUUUCAGUUUGUCUAAAUUGGCAGUUGACAGGGCCGUGCAUGUCUCCGGCAUAUGGUCCAUGGCACAGUUGGAUAUCUGGAGCCCAAGUAAGCUAGACGCAUAUCUAACACCAAGAAAUACUUCAUAUAUCUUUAAUUUGACUUUAAAAUGCUGUUAUUAUUCUGAUGGUAAAAGAUAGUACUUUAUAUCACAACUACCAGGGAGGAGUGAUGUAUAUAAUUCUGGAGUCUUUUUUUGUGGGUCAAACUGUGGAGUCCUUCUUGAGCUUACGUAUAAGCCAUAUCGAAUGAACACUUCUGAGUUGAUUAUACAAGGUCUAUUACUAAUCUGAGCUUUUUAUUUUUCAAUGAACAGACGUAAAAAAGCAAAGAAAUGUUGUUAAGUGUCGGUCAGGCAAUGGCACUUCUGAGCUGUAGAGUUUGGUUAAAACGUUUUUCAGCAAUAUGCACCAAACUGUGAUCGAGAAUCGUGGAUUAAGGUUCUCGACUUUGUUAGCAGGAUUUUCCAUGGAAGUGUAUUUCUAAGAGGUACGUAGCUGUUAUGUAAUUAUGAGGAGUUCCUUGAGAACAUUUGCGGUGGGUUGGCAGAAACAACAGCUGGCAAAUUAAUAGUAAUGUUUUCCAAGGUUUCUAAAUUGAUCGACUUAGACGCUGCAAUGAGCUUUGAAAAUGGAGAAGGUGUGCGUCUGAUAGCACCUCAGGAUGCCUGCAAGCUGCAACCGUUCAGUCAAGUAUAUUCGCACGGACGUAUAGAUUGAUGGCGCAUACGGGUAAACACUCGAAUCUAGGAAAUGGUUGGCUCUGGAUGAAGUGUUUCUCGACCGCCAGUGUCACGAUCUUGGGGGAGAAGAAGGCACAGUCUACGUGGUUAUCAGCUUUGAGAGAAUCGGAUGUGAAUAUUACUCUGUCUGUUUAGUCUAACCUUUUUCAUUACCAUGUUUCUGAAGAGAUCGAGUUAGACGCUGCGAAUAGUUGCAUGUGAUGGUGAGUAAAAUGGAAAGAGUCUGAGGAGAAUACAAGGAUGUUCAGGAACUUACACCUGACUCUCGAGACUUCACAAUAGAGAGCUUGAAGACAAAGCCAAAGAAGUACCAGAGCUGAAAACAGAGAGGCAUAAGAAAAAACUUAAUAUAGACAAGCUAGAGGGAAUCGCGAGGCUGAAGCUAGCAGAGGCAGCCAUGUUACAGCUUAAAGCUAACAAAGCAUAACGGGAGUCUGAGAGGUUGUAAAGAAACUACGAAAACAGAAAAGUUUGGGGAGGAAUGCGCAAGUAACCUUGAACAGAGAUUGGCCAAGGCUGAGGCAGAGAAGCAGUAUAUGUUUGAGAAGAUUAAACUGACGGAAAAUUCAAGCUCGCAUCACAAAGUAGUGGUGGUGGAGGAUACCCGUCACAUGUGUGAUGUACUCAAAGAUCCACGAUCUACUUCAUGGUAACAAUCUCACGCCUAAGGUAGAUCCUCAAUCAAAAGAGCACCAUCCUUUCAUAUCCAAACAUUGACGCUUCUUCCCUUUUAAAUUUGUUAAUUUUGUGCAAACAAGAUCUCUUAAUAAAUGGGAGUGUAAGAGCACCAUUAUCGCAGUUUCUUAGGCAGAGUUUUCAAUGUUUUUAGAAUUAAAAAAAAAAGAAAAUUAUGCAUUAAGAGUAAAAACGUCUCUUAAUUAAGGGCCAUAAGAGACGUCUCUUAUAGACACGUGUCCCUCUUUCCCUUUCGUCGUCUCUUUCUCUCUCUUCUGAAUCCUCGACGACUCCGCCUUCUUCUCUUCUCGACGAUGAAUGGAAUCAGUGGAUAGUUUCUCUGGUGUUUUUUUUUUCCUGUGUUGUAGUCUCCUAUUUAGGAUCUCAAUCAUCUGUUGUAGCAUUGGUAUGCUCAUGGGAUUGCAGAGGCCAUACUGCGAACCACCAAUCUUUCAGUUCCCUUUUUGUGUGUGUGUGUGUUAUGUAGCCACAUUCAGUGAUAGUUGAUUCUCUAAGGAAGCUAAAGUUGAUGUCUUUGAAUGUGGAUAUUCUCAAGAGUACUGAGAUAGGAAAGGCUGUUAAUGGUCUGACGAAACAUGGUUCUGAUAAAGAUGAACUUGGAAAUUAAAAGUGAACUUGGCUGAGGCAUCACCUGCGUUGAGGAAGCCAGUGUUCACCAAGGUCAGUGAGCUGAGACCAGGAACCAAUGGUCUCUCACUUAAUCAGCACGAAGAUGGUGAUGCAGAGAGGAGGAGGUGGUCGUCCCAGUGGUCCCCAGGCUCGUCAGAUGCGGAUUGCUGAAUGUCUUGUUGGUGAUAGUAGCUUGACAAAAUGGGUUCUUGCUCUACGUCGGAUUUGGCUUCUUCAAGCAUCUUGACCCAGACAUCACCACAGUCCAGAGAGGAUCUUUUAAGGAGGAGACAAGAUGAGAUUGGUCAAGUGUUGGUUCUGCUCUUCUACGAUAUAUCCAUGACAUGGUAUUCAGUUUGUCCACAGCGAUGCUAAGGUACAUCAACUUUUCCAAGAAUCAGAUUAGUUUGUAUUUUUGGUUUAACCUUUUGGCUUUGGACACACAUAGAUGCUCUGUUCAUCACUUUCUUUAACUCUAUAUAUAUAUAUAUAUGAAUGUCUCGUCGUUUCCUGUUUGUAAUUUGACUCUCUCUAGCUUUGAUGUCCAUCUCUAGCUUUGAACUCUCUGUUGUGAGAUAGGAAAAAUAAGAUAUAUUAUUUGGCAAGAAAUCAUUUGCUCAAGUCUUUUGGGAAUAAUCCACUUCUAAGUCAUGCUUUCAACACUCAAUCAAGCUCUGUACAUUACCUAGCUCCCUUCGAUUAUAUGUAUUUAAUUGUCUAUCCCUAGUUUUGAUGUCUAUCUUUUGAGCUUGAGAAGAAGAGAACCCUUCAUAAUUUUUUUUAAGAACCCUUAUAUAAAAGACUUGCAAUGGACCAUACAAAUAUACAUGUCUCUUAGCUAAGUCUCUUGAACCUACUUUUCCAACUAAAAAUUAUUAAAAAAUGAUUAAGAACCCCUAAAUGAGUAUGUGGGAUAAUGAUGCUCUAAGUAACCAAGAAGCUUUGCUUAAUUUGGAGAGUCUUGGUUUAUUUUAUAUGGUAUAUCAAGUUUUUUGGUGAUAGUUUUCACUUUAAGUUCUUUAUAGUGACCAAACUUUUUAAUAUAUGACACUGUAAUUUUAAUAUAUCCAAUUAUUAUAUAAUGAUUUCAUCAGUAUCAAACCGUUUGAAAUAUAUAUUUUUACAUAAUGUUGCGUGGGGAUCUUACGAAUUCAAUCUAUCUCAAAUAAUAUAUUCAUCUUCUAUUUUUCUACUGAGAAGCAGUUUUCUAAGUGAUCAUUUACAUAUUGGUUAGGAAAGAGUGUAAUGCACUUGUGCACAUAUAUAUCUCUCUCUAUGCUUUCCGUUAUAUAGAACCGAGUAAAGAAAACUAAAUGAAAUCAUUAAUUUAAUUUACGACAAAGAGUUGACAAAAAAAAUUACCCCAAAGAAGUGGAUGAAACAAAUAAUAUUUGAAAAUGGUGAUAAAAAUAAACAGUAACAUGUUAUCUAAAAAUAUUUUACUCAACUACUAUUAUAUAUUUAUUCUCAAUUUUUAUGUGAUCUGGAUGAUUAAAAAUUAUUAACUUAAAAACAGUUAUUUAUGGGUUUAGAAAGAUUAAAUAUUUUAUAUUUGAUGUAUACAUAAGUGUUUUGGAUAAAAAGAUUUCAAACGCUAUUACAAUAUUCUUUAUCAUAUAUUAAAAUAGUGUACAAAUGUGUAAUUAAAAACAAGUGUGUAAAGAAUUGCGAGAAAAUUAUAAAAAUGUAACAUGAGACACAACAACAAAGAAAAAGCAGAGUUAAUCAAUUUAAGAAAUCACAACUGUUAUCAUAUUACUUAUUGUUUAAACUACAGCUUUGGUACUUUAAAGAAUGUAAAAAUAAUAAUUUUUAUAAAUAUAUAAAAGAAGAAAACCCUAACAAAACUUAUAUCACAAUUAUAAAAGAGCGCAAGUCACAAAAACAAAUACAAAACUACGAACAACAAUGACUUAACACUGAGUAUAUAACUAAACAUAUAGAAAACACUAGAGAAACACAUAAACUAAAAAUUACAAUAACUAAAAACCUGAAUAUGAUUAAACAUAUAGUAAAGACCGACUUAAGAAAUAUAAAUGGCAAAAUAUACACCAUACAAAGAAUCAACCUUUAAAACUGAAACGCAAAAAUAAAGGUAGACGUAUACUUUUAAUAUAUACAGUAGGAAAAUAAACAACAAAAAUGUAGGUUAUAAUGAUGAAAAAUAGAUACUUUUACAAAAUUAUAAACAUCAAAAAUGAAAAAAAAAUCAUAUUCGUAACGACAUUAAUUCAAAUAUACAUAAAAAUUAAAAAUAAUUAAUUAACCAUAUGAUCCCUAUUUGAAAACUAAUAAUAAAA
Messenger RNA from Brassica rapa (field mustard), 7705 nucleotides. Its product is annotated as putative Peroxidase 48. Gene Ontology annotation, molecular function: peroxidase activity; heme binding. The record is from RefSeq and is a predicted model, not a curated record. Gene Ontology annotation, biological process: hydrogen peroxide catabolic process; response to oxidative stress. Lineage: Eukaryota; Viridiplantae; Streptophyta; Magnoliopsida; Brassicales; Brassicaceae.